Messenger RNA from Closterium sp. Naga37s-1, 798 nucleotides. The record is from the annotation of a GenBank genome assembly. NCBI's taxonomy places the organism in Eukaryota, Viridiplantae, Streptophyta, Zygnematophyceae, Desmidiales, Closteriaceae.
AUGCUUUCGAGCUUGAGAGCGGCGGCCGAAGCCAACGGUAAGCCUAAUUGGGGACUUGGAGGUCCGCACGACUCUGGCUACUACAAGCAAUGGCCUCAAGAAACAGGCUUUUUUCACGAGAUCGGCAAUUGGAACUCACAAUACGGACAUUUCUUUUUGCAGUGGUACUCUGAGAUGCUAAUUCAACAUGGCGACCGAGUGCUUUCCUCAGCUUCAUCAAUUUUUCGUGGAACCAACACGUCCAUCUCGGGCAAGGUGGCAGGUAUCCACUGGCACUACGGCACCAAGUCGCAUCCACCAGAGCUCACAGCGGGCUACUACAACACCAUUUUCCGCGACGGCUACAUUCCGCUGGCACGGAUGUUCGCCAGACAUGGUGCUGUGCUCAAUUUCACAUGCAUUGAGAUGAAGGACGCGGAGCAGCCAUGGUAUGCCCUGUGCAGCCCGGAGGGGCUACUCCGGCAAGUCGCACAUGCAGCACAUGUGGCGGGCACAAGGGUCUCAGGAGAGAAUGCUCUGCCUCGGUUCGACGAGGGAGCCUUCAAUCAGAUUGUGUGGAAAUCGAGGUUGCAGUUCGAUGGCUUCUCCCAUGAGGCCCCAAUGUCGUCGUUCACAUUCCUGCGCAUGAACGAGUGCUUGUUUCGGCCGGACAACUGGCGCAACUUCGUGAUGUUUGUGCGGCACAUGCGGGAAGGCCGGACAUUUGCUCCUUGGGACGAGCGCCACAGACACUCACAUGCACAGCUGCACGCCACAGGAUCUCUCACACAAGCAGCAGCCGCCCUGAUGCUACAAUAG